Molecule: messenger RNA, 869 nt
Organism: Humulus lupulus (European hop)
Lineage: Eukaryota; Viridiplantae; Streptophyta; Magnoliopsida; Rosales; Cannabaceae
Product: lipoxygenase 2, chloroplastic-like
Exons: 4
Coding region: 1-669 (222 amino acids)
Biological process (GO): lipid oxidation
Molecular function (GO): metal ion binding; oxidoreductase activity, acting on single donors with incorporation of molecular oxygen, incorporation of two atoms of oxygen
Source: RefSeq, a predicted model, not a curated record
AUGAAUGGGUUUUUUGAAACUUGUGUAGACUCGAGGAGGUUUCGGGUGCCAUUCAUAAAUACCAGCUUUAGAUGGCCAUUGGAGAAGAGUGGUGCCCUUCGAUUGUUCCUUGACACGAAAAAGAGAAGCAUAUGUGGAGGAAAGGAUAUCCCACGCCUCCUUGGCAGUGCUAGUUUGAGAGACAAGAGGUACAAGACUUGGGAAAGGGCCCCAACGAGAGCACCAAAAACUAGUCGAUCUUGGCGGAACCAAGUCAAGGCUGCUGGGUUGGGGGCAGAAACACCUGCAGUGGUGAUGCUCAGUGCUAUGCAUCCUAUCCAUAGAUUGUUGAAGCCACAUUUCAGAUACACAAUGGAGAUUAACGCUCUUGCUCGAGAAAGUUUGAUUAAUGCAGGUGGUGUCAUUGAAACAGCAUUUGCGCCAGGAAAAUAUUCUAUGGAGUUGAGCUCUGUUAUCUAUGACAAACAAUGGCGAUUUGACCUACAAGCAUUGCAAGCUGACCUAAUCAAUAGAGGAAUGGCUGUUGAGGACAAGAAUAGUGAACAUGAUCUAAGGUUAAUAAUUGAAGAUUACCCUUAUGCCAACGAUGGUCUUCUCAUAUGGAGCUCUAUCAAACAAUGGGUCACAGACUACGUGAACCAUUACUAUAUGCUAGCUCAAGCGAGGUAGAGCGUGAUGAAGAGCUACAAGCGUGGUGGACUGAGAUCAGAACUGUAGGUCAUGUUGACAAGAAGGACGCACCCGGGUGGCCGGACCUAAAGACGAAGCAAGACCUCAUAGACAUCGUCACCAACAUAGCAUGGACAGCCUCCGCUCACCACGCAGCUCUCAACUUCGGACAGUAUGCUUACGCCGGUUAUUAUUCCUAA